Molecule: messenger RNA, 711 nt
Organism: Linum tenue
Lineage: Eukaryota; Viridiplantae; Streptophyta; Magnoliopsida; Malpighiales; Linaceae
Source: the annotation of a GenBank genome assembly
AUGAGACUAGACGAGAACAUAAACCAGUUCAGCAGACACGGCACCGGCGCCAAAGGAGAUCGGGGAAGAAUAGAGCAAAGGGAGGAAUCCCAGAGCCUCCACCGCGGCAAAAGUGCGUCUCUAGAUCCCGACCACGCCGCCGCAGACGACCCCCCUCCUUUCAUCGACGACAUCGAUUCGGUCUCCUCCUUCCCUCCGCUGGUCGACGGCUCCCCUGACCCCCAGCAGCAGUCGGCGUCGUUCGUCAACUCCUUCAGCCAGUUCAAACGGUGGCCCUGCCACGUCCCCUCGCCGCAUCCGCUGCACAAAUCGGUCUCCACGCCCGUUUUGUUCGAGCCGCAGACGGAUGCGCGGUCGAAUCGGGGUGCGGCGGAUCUCAAUCUCAACGAGAUUCGGAUUUCCUACAGUGAGAAACUGGUUGCGGCGGCGGCUGCCAAUUUGGGAUUUACAAAUAGCUUUACGAAGGAUCGGAUGCUGAAGAUGGGGAACCCAGCCUCGCCGUCGCCAUCUCCAUCGCCUUCCCCUUCGCCGCAUCUGAGCCCCUUUCGGACGACAUCCAAUUCGUCGGAGGAGUCUACUCCGAAGCCGAAGCCGAAGCCGACGGCGCACGUUGUUGUUGGGGGUAUUACUUGCCCGAUGGUCCGCAAGCUGUCGCUGGUGCGGCAUCGGAACUGCUCGUUGAACGGGAAGAUUAGCUUCAUAAAGACAUGA